Messenger RNA from Pyrgilauda ruficollis (rufous-necked snowfinch), 2109 nucleotides. RefSeq names its product vacuolar protein sorting 72 homolog (gene VPS72). The transcript has 6 exons. The record is from RefSeq and is a predicted model, not a curated record. Gene Ontology annotation, molecular function: ATP-dependent H2AZ histone chaperone activity. Gene Ontology annotation, cellular component: nucleus. Lineage: Eukaryota; Metazoa; Chordata; Aves; Passeriformes; Passeridae. Gene Ontology annotation, biological process: regulation of DNA-templated transcription; chromatin remodeling. The coding region runs from base 49 to 1107 and encodes 352 amino acids.
GCGCUCCGCGCGGGGCGGUCCCGGCAGGCGGGCGAGCCGAGCGCCGAGAUGAGCCUGGCCGAGGGCCGCGCCCCGCGGAGAACGGCGGGGAAUCGCCUCUCGGGGCUGCUGCAGGCCGAGGAGGAGGACGAGUUCUACCAGACCACCUACGGCGGCUUCAACGAGGAGUCGGGCGAUGACGAGUACCGCGGCGAGCACUCGGACAGCGAUGACGAGGUGGACUCGGACUUCGACAUCGACGAGGGCGACGAGCCGGGCUCGGAGCAGGACGAGGCCGAGCCCCGGCGGCGCCGCCGCGUGCUCACCAAGGCCUACCGGGAGCCGCUCAAGAGCCUGCGGGCCAAGAAGGCGGAGGGGCCGCGGGGGGGCUCCCAGAAAGGCCGGGAGGUGAAAUGCCUGCCCCUGGAGCUGCAGGAGGACGGGGGAGACAGCCGGAAGCACAUGCGCCAGUCCACCACGGAGCACACCCGGCAGACGUUCCUGCGGCUCCAGGAGCGCCAGGUGCAGUCCAAGAGGAAGAAGGGAGGGACCAGCUACGAGCGGCCCCUGACCCAGGAGGAGCUGCUGGAGGAGGCCAAGAUCACUGAGGAGAUCAACCUGCGCUCCCUGGAGAACUACGAGCGGCUGGAGGCGGACAAGAAGAAGCAGGUGCAGAAGAAGAGGAAGAUCGUGGGCCCGGUGAUCCGGUACUGGUCCCUGACCAUGCCCCUCCUGCCCGAGCCCGGCCGCGAUGACCCCGUGGACGUGGAGGGGCUGGGCCCCGAGGCGCGGCCGCCGUCGCCGGGGAAGUGCUCGCGCACCUUCAUCUCCUUCAGCGACGACGCCACCUUCGAGCGCUGCUUCCCGCGGGCCAAGGCGCCGCGGCUGCCGGUGCGGGAGCUGUGCCCCGUCACGCACAAACCGGCGCUCUACCGCGACCCCAUCACCGACAUCCCCUACUCCAACGCCCGCGCCUUCCGCAUCAUCCGCGAGGCCUACCGCAAGUACGUCACGGCCCACGGGCUGCCCAGCGCCGCCGCCGCCGCUGCCGCCGCCGCCGGGGACAGCCCCGGGGCACGGCCCGGCCGGCAGAAAAUCGUCAUCAAGCAGAGCGUCCCCAGCGCCUGAGACACGGGAGCUGGGAGCUGGGAUUUGGGGUGUGGGAGCGUCCUUUCCGAAAGAGCGGAAAAUCGUCAUCGAGCAGAGCGUUCUCAGAGCCUGGGAGCUGGGAUCUGGGAUUUGGGGUGUUGGGGUGUGGGAGUGUCCUUUCCAAAAGAGCGGAAAAUCGUCAUCGAGCAGAGCAUCUCCAUUGCCUGAGACACGGGAGCUGGGAGCUGGGAUUUGGGGUGUGGGAGCGUCCUUUCCAAAACAGCAGAAAAUCGUCAUCGAGCAGAGCGUUCUCAGAGCCUGGGACAUGGGAGUUGGGAUCUGGGAUUUGGGGUGUUGUGGUGUGAGAAUGUCCUUUCCAAAAGAGCGGAAAAUCGUCAUCGAGCAGAGCGUUCUCAGAGCCUGGGACAUGGGAGUUGGGAUCUGGGAUUUGGGGUCUUGGGGCAUUGGGAUAUGGGAGCCUCCAGACUCUGCAUCCUCCCCAAAAGAGCAGAAGAUCGUCAUGAAACGGAGCAUCCCCAGUGCCUGACACCUGGGAUUUGGGAGCUGGGAUUUGGGGUGUGGGGUGUUGGGGUGUGGGAAUGUCCUUCCAAAAGAGCAGAAAAUCAUCGUCAAGCAGAGCGUCCCCAGUGCCCGAGAUCCCAGAUCUGGGAUUUGGGAUUUGGGGUGUCGGGUUAUUGGGAUGGACAGCGGUGACGGUUUUGUUGAGGGGCUCCUCCCAAAGCGUUGGCAGUGCCUGAAAUCCCGGGAUUUGGGGAUGCUGGGGUGUUGGGAUUUGGCAUUUAGGGAUAAGGGGUCACCCAUGUGAGGGAUGUUUUUUUGGGGUCACUGUUCGCCAGGGGUGUGGAGGAGAGAAUAAAGUUGAACUGGGGGUUGGUUUGUGUAGGGUGGUGGGAGCCCCCUUUUCGAGGAGGUCCUACAAUAAAUAAAGAGGUUUGCAGAACCCUUUUCCAGAAAUCCUACCCAAAAAAUGGGGUGGGAGCCCUUUUUCCAAGAAAUCCUACAAUAAACAAGGUUCAUGAA